CCAUUGAAUGCUUUUUUAUUAGGUAUAUGUCUAGUUCUUCUCUACAAAAUAUUCAAAGCUAAACGACAACACAGUCAAUCCACUCAAAAUGAAUUACCACCUAUGAAAAAAAGAGAUUUCACACUUGAGCAACUGCGAGAAGAAAACAACAAAAACGGAAGAAUUUUAGUUGCCGUAAAUGGCAAAGUUUUCGAUGUUACAAAAAACCACAAACAGUAUGGACCAGAUGGACCAUAUGGAGUAUUUGCAGGUAGGGAUGCUUCACGAAGUCUUGGUACAUUUUCGUUGACUGGCGAUGCCAUAAGAGACACAUAUGAUGAUCUAAGUGAUUUAACUUCUAAACAAAUGGAGCAAAUAAAAGAAUGGGAAAUGCAGUUCACAGAGAGCUAUCAGUUACUUGGUAGACUUUUGAAGCCUGGUGAAGAGCCUGGUGAAUACACAGACACAGAGGAA
Helobdella robusta is the source of this 453-nucleotide messenger RNA. RefSeq lists its product as hypothetical. NCBI's taxonomy places the organism in Eukaryota, Metazoa, Annelida, Clitellata, Rhynchobdellida, Glossiphoniidae. The record is from RefSeq and is a predicted model, not a curated record. Gene Ontology annotation, cellular component: endomembrane system; membrane. The transcript has a single exon. The annotation marks the transcript as partial.